UUAUUUUCAAAAAAGCUGUCAUAGUGUCAUUAAAUUCAUCAAUUUUGUUGCCUGUUGGUCUCAUUUUCAUCUCAAACUCUCAAUUUCAAGUAAUUUUGAUAUCUGCUAAAGAGAAGAUUUGAUUAAAUUGCAACUGUUUGAACGGUAACUAUGCAGUAAUACUUUAUUGUAAUUUUACACUAUCCUGCGUGUAAAUAAAACUCGUAAAAUUAACAUUUCUAUUGUAACUCAAGUUCGAAUAAAGUAUUUUUUUUUAUACGAUAUGGCUGAUGAGUACGCAGCAGUAAAGCGGGGCAAGCUUAUUUUUAAAGGAGAAAAGCCCAAAGCAAAGAAACGUAAACACAAGAAGAAGGAAAACUCAGAAGCAUCAAACAUAGAUGAGGACUCAGUAAAGCAUGGAGGUUGGUGGAAGGUUGAAAAGAUUGAAGACAUUACAGGAUCUAUCUCUAUAGAGUUUGGAAAGAACUCUUACGUUUCAGCGUUAGACAAUGGUCUGUUCACACUUGGAGCUCCACAUGAUGAAGGAGAUGGUCCUUCACCGGAGGAGAUAUUUACAGCAUUCCCAGCUGGGGAGAACAAGUUUGCGCUGAAGUCUGGGUAUGGGAAGUAUUUGGGCGUUGCAAAAGAGACAGUUGUGGGGAGAUCUGAUGCUGUGGGUGCUAUGGAGCAGUGGGAACCAGUGUGGCAGGAGGGUAAAACAGCAAUCCUAAGCUCCCUAAACAAGUUCAUGUCCGUUGAUCCUGAGGAUGACGCUGUUGUUGCCCGGAGUACUUCAGCUGGCACCAAUGAGUUCUGUAGCAUCAGGAGCAACAAGACCAAGGAGGUCAAUAAGUCUGUGCUACCUGAUGAAGAGCAAGCAGAUCUCUCACAAGUUGAAGUCAAUUAUGUGAAAAAGUUCCAGAAAUUCCAAGACAAGAAGCUCAGGCUGAAUGAUGGUGGCGUUUCAGAGCUAAAGAAAGCAAAGACAGAAGGCAAUCUACACGAAACAUUGUUAGACCGUAGGAGUAAGAUGAAAGCUGAUCGGUACUGUAAAUAGACAACUAUUAUCUGGGGCGACUAGGGCGGCGGCGGGCCUCAGCUGUGCGCCGGCAUGGCGGCGUCGCCUGCCCGCUCGCCGCGCAGCCACUCCACGAACUCGUCCAGCAUCACGGGCCCUGCAAACAAGGAAAUAUAAAUAAAUAUAUAAAACUAAUGACCAAUAGAGAAAGAAAAAUAUUUAUUUCAUGCAAUAUAACUACUAUUACAUACGAUGCACAAGUACUAAGCUUGCGGCUAAUUGACAGCUGCACAGGUCAAUGGAUCAUAGGGUUAAGCAAUGCUAGAUGCAACUGACUUUUGAAUAUUUUAGGAAGUUAGAAGCAAAGGGGUUGCUUGUAUAACUGGAUCCAGGAGGUCAGAUAGGGCAGUCGCUCCUUGUAAAUAAAACACUGACUGUAACACCCAUAAAUAUGAAUAUUUGAGCACACAAACUGAUACAUACAAGCGCCAUCAGCAUCAUAAGUAUUGAGCUGCGUGUCGACGGUGCGGCUGAACUCGAGGAUGUUGCACCACUGGUCGCGGUUGACGACGCGGUAGCGGCCGCGCUGCAGGAAGUCGGCCAGCGCCGGCCGCAGCGCCCAGCGCGGCAGCAGCACGCCCAGCAGUGCUCGCGCCGUGCCCGUCUCUAGGGACCGCUGGUCUUUGUCCUACGAAAAGAGAAAAAAUAUUUAUUAUUAUUUCAAAUAAAUAACUUGAAUUGCUGUACAUUAGUCUCGUUAAAACAUGAGAAUUUACCGAUUUGGUCACAUUUUAAAGGCGAAUGGCAGGCUUGUAUGGGACUUUCGUACCGCUAAUAAAAUUUCGUGUUUUGGGAUAUUUUUUGUUUUAAUUGAUGGGUAAUAUGAUAGACAAGCCCUUUGUAAAUUCUCAGAUUUUUAGAACUUGGGAAGUAAAAGUUAUAACCAGUUUUGUUUUUUAAGGUUAUGUACUACAGUGUACCCAUGUAGGUUGUUUUACCUAGGUGCAUAAACAUAUUAAACAUUGUUAUGGUAAUAAAAGAAAUGUUCUACCUAGCUUGUCUCUUAAUCAACAGCAAAUAACUGAACAGAGACUGAAAGAUUUUCGUUACCUGUCAAUAAAAUAAUUGCAAAUACAAAAAAAUAUUGAUGGUGAAAAUAAUUUAUAUCUAAUAAUUGUUAAUUAUUAAGAUAGUAUGACUAAUUAUUCAUUUUAAGGUAUAAUAUGUGAUUGGUUAAUAAUAUUUACUGUUAUUUCUAUUUUUAAAUAAUUAUUUAUCAUUUCAAGCCUCGAAUUACUUUAAUCUUUUAAUGGGUAUAAUUAAUUAAUCCGGAGUUCUAAAAAUACUACAUUAACAUGAAAAUAAAUGGCUUAGUAGCCUUAAUAAUUGGUACAAAUUCUAUAACUGAACAACAAAAAAAAUAUACAGUACGAAAUCUGCCGUUCGCCUUUGGCCUAUCGAUCUUCUUUAGCAACAAAUUAGGGAAAAUUAUAACAAGCAAAGUAUGUAUUUGUGUAAAACAGGGACUAAACUUAGUAGUUUCUAGGGUACCUGAAGACCCAAUUACUAACAUUCCCCUGUUUUUUGGGUAUUUCUUCCAUAUCUCUGAGUUCAGUACACAGACUUAAUUUAAAAGGGGUAAAGUGUGUACUUACCCUUGCAAAAUCAUAGGAGUAUCUGUAAAUAGCCUUAAAAAUAUAUGGAUCGUUGAGUAAGCUGCGAAGAUAUUCUAAUUUGUUCUGCAAUUUGUGCACACUGUCACACUGUAACUCUGUUAGACCUGAAAAUAAACAAACAAUAUAAAUUA
Messenger RNA from Helicoverpa zea (corn earworm), 2804 nucleotides. RefSeq names its product protein FRG1 homolog (gene FRG1). The record is from RefSeq and is a predicted model, not a curated record. NCBI's taxonomy places the organism in Eukaryota, Metazoa, Arthropoda, Insecta, Lepidoptera, Noctuidae. Gene Ontology annotation, molecular function: actin filament binding. The coding region runs from base 263 to 1036 and encodes 257 amino acids. Gene Ontology annotation, cellular component: nucleolus; catalytic step 2 spliceosome; striated muscle dense body. The transcript has 5 exons.